AUGAAAGAUAGUGUAAUAUAAAAGGCAGCUAAAGGACUGUCUAUACUUUUUGUUAUGAAAAUAUUUUCAAGAGUUAUAGAUUUUGUACUAAACAUUCUAGUUAUAUAAGAAGUAGAACCUACCAUUUAUGGGCUAACUAUCCAUUAUAUGAUUUUGACCAACAUAGUUCUUUUUUACACAAAAAUGUGUCUGAAAAAUUCAUAUUAAAAAAGAGGAUAAAAGGCAAAUUAAUCUGAAAUAGUUUAGUCAGCCAAAAAUAUGAUGAUAUUUGGCAUUGGGUUUACAAUUUUUAUUGGAAUAAUUUGUGGUGCUGUUUGGUAUUAUUGGUAUAAUAAUUUAAAUGAACAUUUUACUUAAGGACUUGCAUGCUAUAUUUUAGCUUGUAUCAUUGAAAGUAUGUGUGAACCACUUCUAAGCAAGUUUGUUCUAAAUUUCAAUUAUUCAGUUGGAGCUAAGUCAGAAGCUAUUGCUGUUUUUACAAAAACAUUAUUCCUCUUUUUCCUAACAAAAGUUAAUAUCUUCCAUACUCUUGUUAACUUUGGACUGUCACAAAUUUUCUAUGCUUCAAUGAUGCUUUUAUGUUGUCUCUUUUUUGGAGGAUACCAAAGUUUGAUACCCUCUAAAGUAGAAGGUAAAGAUUACUACAUUACACCUGAAAUGCUUGAUAUGGGAUAUUAAUUCACUGUUGUGUCUGUUAUUAAAUUGAUAUCAUAGGAAUUAGAAAAAAUUGUUUUAAUUAAUGUGAAAAAAGAUGACGUAAAGCUACAAUCAGAAUAUCUUCUUGUUUCAAACAUAGGAUCUCUUGUACCUCGUUACGUAUAUGCUCCCAUUGAAGAAAUUAAUUUCAAUUUAUUUGCAAAGCUUUCUCAAAAGUCGAAUAAGCACAAAAGCGAAAAAGAAGAUGACAAUAAAGAUGAGAAAUAAAGUUUAGUUGAAAAUAAAAAUGUUGCUAAAUCUAAAUAAGAAAAUGAAGUAUCAAAGACCUAAGAAACUUAAAUUGAAGAGAAAAAAUAACUUCAUUCCGAAUAAUUAGAUUAAGCAAGGGAUAUAUUAUCAAAAGUUGUGAAAAUAGUUAAUAUUAUUGGUUGUUUGGCUAUAUUUUUUGGCAUACCUUAUGCUAAAGCUUUCCUCACAUUUUUAUACGGAAGCUUAUGGAACUACCCAGCUUGUGUUUUAGCUUUAUAAGCAUAUUGUGUUUAUGAAUGGGUUAUGGGUAUUAAUGGAAUUACAGAAGCAUUCGUUCAAGGCACUAUUGAGAAAUCAGAACUUCAAACUUACAGAAAUGCUAUUUAUUCAUCUACUUUCUUUUAUAUUAUAAGCUGUUACUUUUUAGUGGAAUAUGGAUCUGCAGGAAUUAUCCUUUCUUGUAUUUUAAGUAUGGUUUCUCGUAUUUCAGUCUCAUUCUUUUACAUUUAUAGGAAAAUAUUCAACUCUUAAAUGUCUCAACUUAGUUAAUUUGUUAUAGCCUCUCUUCCAAAUAAAAUAUUCUUUAUAGGAUGUGUCCUUAGUUUAUUUGUAGGUUAUUACACUACCUAGAUCUUAUUUCCCCAUAAACCCUUACUCCAGCUAUUAAUAGGAGGAGGAAAUGCAGGUGUAUUGCUACUUUAUUUACUAAAAGUAUAGGGCAGAGAAUUUAGAUAGUUAUUUGGGAAAGAAAAUUGA
This is a messenger RNA of Tetrahymena thermophila SB210, 1662 nucleotides long. Its product is annotated as RFT1-like protein. The record is from RefSeq and is a predicted model, not a curated record. Gene Ontology annotation, cellular component: endoplasmic reticulum membrane. Gene Ontology annotation, biological process: dolichol-linked oligosaccharide biosynthetic process; glycolipid translocation. Lineage: Eukaryota; Ciliophora; Oligohymenophorea; Hymenostomatida; Tetrahymenidae. The transcript is spliced from 6 exons.